Molecule: messenger RNA, 1207 nt
Organism: Striga asiatica
Lineage: Eukaryota; Viridiplantae; Streptophyta; Magnoliopsida; Lamiales; Orobanchaceae
Source: the annotation of a GenBank genome assembly
CUCCAAUGCAUUUAAAUCAUUCUCCGCUGGUAAACGGUAAACCAAACAGACCCUAAAACGACGGUCUCUAAAUCGAUUACGAAACGAACUCGAGACAAUUAUCUACGAAAAUUCAUCCCAAUUCCCAAGUCGUCCCAUUUUCAACUCUGCAAUUUUCCUUCAAUUCACUUUGCUUUACUCAGUCGCAUCCAUAGACUUCCAUACAUUUCCACACCGCCUGCUGCUAAACGAAGCCAUUCUAGAUCUUGUGAGGGAUGGCGGAGGAGAUCAGUCACCCGUCGAGGUACGUCAAACUGACGAAAGAACAAGCGCCACCGACGGAGGAUAUUAAUCCCGGCGAGCUUAAUCUGCCCAUUGAUGUUCCUCAAUUGCACGUCCCCAAGUGCAAUGAAUGUGGACAGCCAUUGCCAGAAAGCUAUCGAGCUCCUGCAGAUGAACCUUGGAAUACAGGGAUUUUUGAAUGUGCUCAAGACCCGGAAAGUUGUCGGACGGGGUUAUUUUGCCCAUGUGUCUUGUUUGGCCGCAACAUUGAGCAACUGAAAGAGGAUACUCCAUGGACUGGGCCAUGCAUCUGCCAUGCCAUUUUCAUAGAGGGUGGACUUGCCUUUGCUGCGGGGACAGCAGCACUGCACGGUUUAAUUGACCCAAGGACUAUAUGCCUGAUAACUGAGGGACUGUUUUUCAGUUGGUGGAUGUGCGGAAUAUAUACUGGCAUAGUCAGACAGUCGCUACAGAAGAAAUAUCAUCUCAAGAAUUCGCCGUGCGAUCCUUGCAUGGUGCACUGCUGUUUGCACUGGUGUGCCAUAUGCCAAGAGCACAGGGAACUGAGAAGCCGCCUAUCAGACGACACUCCAAUGCCUAUGACGAUAGUCAAUCCGCCUCCCGUCCAAGAAAUGAACGCCUCGAAUGCCAGCCAACAAUCAGCAACACUUAAUUUAGGAGAACGAGUUAAUGUAGAGAUGCAGGCUUUGUAGAAAUUUGCCAUCAACAGAAAUAUGCUGCUUGUAGAUUUACUUCCAAACGGGCUUAUGAAGGUUGAGAACUUGAGAUCCAUCAUGUCAUUUAACUUUAGGAAUCCAAGUGAUUUUGCGUUUUGAGUCCGUAUUGUGGCUAUAUUGUCAAUGGGGACAAUUUUAUGAUCUAGGCUGAAGUGACCAAAUUAUAGGAGUGCAUUUACUUUGAUAAUUGUUUGAAACUUACAUGUUUA